Dovyalis caffra is the source of this 3321-nucleotide messenger RNA. NCBI's taxonomy places the organism in Eukaryota, Viridiplantae, Streptophyta, Magnoliopsida, Malpighiales, Salicaceae. The record is from the annotation of a GenBank genome assembly.
AUGCAUGGUGACGAUAUAAUUAAUGGCCACACAGCGGAUAUUUUCGGUUGGUUAAUUGGCCUAUUGCAAGCUAGGCUAGAAGCUUGGAAUCGUUUGGAACCAGCUAUUGGCUUAUUUCUACUUGAAAUGCCUGCAUAUUGGCUGGGCGAUGGCAUGAUGUGGCUUGAUGAUCACUCUUACAGGCACCGUGCUAAUGGAUUUUGGGAUAAGGCUGAUAGUUGGAGAGGAAAUUGGAGUUGGAGGUCUCAAGAGAUGGAAGAGAAUGAUUGGAGAAGUGAAUUAUCGACAGAAUGGCGUCAAGGUGUUGUUAAUGAUCUCGUGGAGGCAGUAAAGCAGACUGUCAAACCUUCUCUUCUGGAAGCGACAUUACCGAGUAUACAGAAGUUGGCUGUAAAGUUUGAGGAAAAAGUUUACUCACUUGCCAAAGACAAGAGGUCAUAUCAAAGCAGGAUAGCAACGAAGUACAGGGAAAUAAAGAGAAGUUCUAACGCUACAGUGUCUAGUCCUUCUUCGACCUCUUCAUUCUCUACUGAAAUUCCUUCAGAUCCAGAAGCUCAGAAUAGUCAAUUCCAAGUUCACAAACAAGAUCAAUCAUUUACUAUCCAUCAUACUGGAUUGGCAAACCAGCAUCAAGCAGCCCAACAGAAUUUGCAAAUGAACUUUGAGAACAAGGUAACUUCUGCUCCUGAAAUGCUUGGCUUGGCCAACUUACCAUUUACAAGGCCUACCGACUGUGGUUUAACUCAGGCCCCAAAGCCAAAUGUUAGCCUGAAUAGGAGCUUGAAAGAUUCACCUGGUGGAAGACUACAUUUACCACAGGCUAUUGCUCAGCAGAAUCCAGAAGAAUUUCCGAAUUUUCAGCAAUGCUCCUGCCCAGAGCUUCAAUCCUCAACACUUUCCAUGGUCAAGAGAGAUCCACAAACAGUCCCUACACAGCAGCAACAGACACCAAAAGCUCCUUCUGCACUUUACAAUCCGCCAUCCAUGGUUGAGCAGCCGAAGGGACAAAAACCAGUUGUCUCUGAUGCAAGGCAAAAUCAAUUAAUUGCGCAAGAAAGCAGCGUCCCUGAUCUGCAGCAUCAUCAGCAGACCAAUUUACCAUGCACGCGCAAUGAUUUUCAAAGUUUGCAGUCAUGGUCACAGACACCAGAGCAGAAAUUGUUGUCUCAGUCACAGCCAUCAACAGUUCAACGUAUUCUAAAUUUGUCACAACAAGAUAAAGAGCAACGAUCUCAAACAUCAGGAACCAUAAAAUCCACGUCUGUGAUGGAGCAAGAGGAGGCCUAUCAGCAGGCUGAAUCUUCAAGGAGUAGGUACAUAGUGGAACUAAGAGAGAUGACCCAAAGGGCGAUUAAUUUGCUUCAACAGCAUGAUUCUCAUCAGGAUGCAAAACUGAAAUUGGGUCAAGCGAUGAAGUAUCUAGUUGAUCCCAAUUGCAACAAAUCUACUGAGAAGUUAGAUCUGAUUAAGAAACAGAUAAAUUGUGUCUUUCAGUCGACAAUGCCGAGAAAACCAGCCGCUUCACUUCUCCACAGACAACUUACUCCUAAUUUGUACGCAUCCCAGAAGUCUCUGCAGCCACUUCCUCAAAUUCCUCGAGCAAUCAUACCUGAGGAUCAACAGAAACCACCAUCGCAAUCGAUGAACCCACAGAGUUCUGCAAUAACUCUGCAGAACAGCAACACGACAAAUUUAGGGGAUGAUCCGAUGCAGCAUUCAUCUGAGCCAAAGCAGCAAGUUUUCAUGGGGUUUGGACAGCCGCCAUUAAGCACUCUUCAACAGCCAAACGGUAACGACUUGCUGUCACAAAACCACAGGAAUGAACAAGGAGUAAAAGUGAAUUCCCGAAGAAGUUCUUCUGUAGCUCAACCUAUGCCUCCAAGGCAAAAGAAGCCCCUGCACCAUGCACCAGCACAUAAGAAGAGGCAAGAAUCUCAACAGCGCCAAAUGCAGCAGCAAUUAAUCAGGGGAAAUCAAGAAGUUCCGAAGCAGCUGCAGCAGGAUCACGAAAUGCCAUUUCAGUUCGGUGAAGUAAAUGAUGUGAACAUGACACAAGGAAUAGAACAUGAAACAUCGCUACAUCAGAGACCUGAAGUGAAUAACUUGAAAUUUAGACAAGCGACAGCUGUUCAAUCAGGAGUUCCUCAACGUGAAUCGGUUAGCCAGCAUCAGCAUCUGAAAACUGGAGUUCCAUUUGAAUUUCAGGCUGCACCUGUCCAGUUACCUCAACAUCCUCCUCUGACCAACCAGUAUAAGCUGCUGCUGUCGCAUACAAAAGUUGGAUCCUCUUCUCAUUCUGUAAAUUCACUGCCUGGGUUUUCAGCGAAUUUCGUUUCUAAUGAUUCAUCAUACUUGAACACUGGUAAGACUGAACAUGAACCUGUAACUGACGUAGUGGAAUCGAUCACACACUUUGCCACUGGCACUGCUGAUAUAGCAGCCUCACCAUCAACAAAAUAUGUGAAAAUGCAGAUCGCUGUGGUUUUGGUGCUUCAACCAUCAAUUUUGGAGAAUCAAGUGAACUCAAUUUCAUCGAAAGCAUUAAGUGCUUCUGUAAGUGAGAUUGGAGCAGUAGUCAAUCUGGCCGAUGAUAUGGCAGGAGCAGCACCAGUUCAUGGAUCAAAAGGCUCAGUUCGUGAAGAUUUUGGAGCCACAAGUAAGACUAACCCACUUUCAAAAUACUUUUCCAUGGAUUGUGAUACAUUUGGAGUGAGAAAAAUGAAUCGUUCAACAAAUGCAGUUCCCUUGAAUGAAAAGACAACAGCUUGCCAGAGGAAAACUGACUCGGGGUCAACUACAUUUUGCCAUAUCAAAAACCCUAAGGUUCAGGUAACUCGUCGUACUCUGCUAAAGGAGAUAGAGGAGAUAAAUCAGCAACUCAUAGACACUGUAAUAGAUAUCAGUGAUGACCAAACUGACUCAACUGCAGUCAGAACACAUUGUGGAGGAAUCGUUAUCAAGUGCUCAUUCAUUGCUGUGUCCAUCAGUCCAAACCUCAGCUCGAAGGAGGAUUACACUCAAAUUAAAAAGAUUCCGCCUUUACAAUUGCUUAUCCCCAACAAUUACCCUUAUCGCUCACCCAUAGUUCUAGAAAGGUUGCCAGGGGAAGUCAGGGAAAAGCAUGAAGAUUUUUCAGUGAAGGCAAGGGUAAAGCUCAACUUGCAUCUCAGAAAUCUAUUGCAACCCAUGUCGAUUGGGGAGAUAGCGAGGACUUGGGAUAGUUGUGUUCGGGGAGUUAUUACUGAGUAUGCGGUGAAGAAUGGAGGAGGGAAUAUUUUCUCAAAAUAUGGAACUUGGGAGAAUUGCUUCUGUACCCCAUGA